AUGACUUCGGGAAACCUUGAGGUAAUCCAAUGGAGAGAGGAGAGAGAGACAGCGAAUGAAGAGAAGGAUGCCCAUAAUCUCCAAGAGAACCUUGACUUUAUCAGUGCUGAUGAGGAGGACUCACAGAUUGAAUCUAGGGAGGCUGAAAUCAAUCCCGAUAUAGCAAUUCUGCUUACCUCUAGCCGGGAGCAUUUGGAUUCUUACGUGGCCUCUGCUAGCGAGGGAGAAGAAGUUUCACAAAUUACCAGAGAAUCAGGUGACGAUGAUGAUGAUGAGGAGCACCCCUCACCAAGGAAUCACUCCCUAAGCGCUCAUCUGGGAGGGUCUGUAGACUUUAUUAUCUAA
Molecule: messenger RNA, 345 nt
Organism: Penicillium nucicola
Lineage: Eukaryota; Fungi; Ascomycota; Eurotiomycetes; Eurotiales; Aspergillaceae
Exons: 1
Coding region: 1-345 (114 amino acids)
Source: RefSeq, a predicted model, not a curated record